This is a messenger RNA of Podarcis lilfordi (Lilford's wall lizard), 532 nucleotides long. NCBI's taxonomy places the organism in Eukaryota, Metazoa, Chordata, Lepidosauria, Squamata, Lacertidae. The record is from the annotation of a GenBank genome assembly.
AUGGUGCCAGAAGAAGAAGAAGAAGAAGAAGAAGAAGAAGAAGAAGAAGAAGACAAAAAUGAAGAAAAAGAAGAAGCCUUUAAGUUUAUGCUAAUUGCACCAAACUGCAUCUAUCAGGUCUGGAGAAAAGGAGUGCUCUGCAGUGUUUCCAUUAGGAGCUGAUCUAAUAUCCAUCAAAGUCAAAAAGGGGCCUUCCAUUAAAUUAAAAUAUGAAUGGAGAGCAAAGUUCCUUGGCUGGAGUCUAUGAGGCAGAGCUUCAUCACUUAUUUUCAUUAUUAUUUUGCAGGAGAGAGGGUGGGAAAGAGCAAUGAGAAAUGAAACUGUGGAUGGCACAAAAUGGCUGCCCAUUGGACUCCUGCUGAAACCCAUUUUCAAAUGUGUUCAAAGUCCGAUUGUCUUCCACUUUUACACUCCACAGAACUAUGGGCAAGGCAGAUCCUUAAAAUGGGAUAUUCCAAAGUCAUUUCCAAUCAGUCUAGAAGUUACUGAUUGCUGUGCUGACUCCAUUCCUGAAGAAGCUACUCUUUUCUGA